AUGGAUCAAAGCAAAGAAAUAGCUAGAGACGUUUUUCCUUUCCUUCGGGUGUACAAAGAUGGAACCAUCGAGAGACUAGCAGCGACAGAAGUUACUCCUGCUGGCCUAGAUCCUGAAACCGGAGUUUUGUCCAAAGACACGUUGAUCAUACCAGAAACUGGUGUCUCAGCCAGACUCUACUGUCCCAAUUCAGCAAAAGGCAACGAAAAACUUCCUCUCGUGAUCUACUAUCACGGUGGAGGCUUUUUCAUUUCAUCAGCUGCUGAUCCCAAGUACCACAACAGCCUCAAUAGGCUAGUUGCUGAGGCUAACAUCAUUCUUGUUUCAGUAGACUACAGGACAGCCCCAGAGAAUCCUCUCCCAGCAGCAUAUGAUGACUCUUGGGCUGCACUUCAGUGGGUGGCUGCCCAUGCUAAGGAAGAUGGUGGCAGCGAGGCAUGGCUUAAGGAUUACGUUGACUUUGGGCGGGUUUUCUUGGCAGGAGAUAGCUGUGGUGCUAACAUAGCACAUCAUUUCGCACUGAAGCUUAAGGACUGUGAACUGGGUCAUCAGAUGAAAAUUCAAGCCAUCGCUAUGAUCUUUCCUUAUUUUUGGGGAAAAGAUCCAAUUGGUGUGGAAGUAACAGAUCACGUGAGGAAAUCAAUGGUGGACAACUGGUGGUUGUUAGUUUGCCCAACGGAGAAAGGAUGUGACGAUCCACUUAUUAACCCAUUUACAGAUGGAUGCCCGAGUCUCGAAGGUCUCGCUUGCAAAAGACUGCUUGUUGUUGUCGCAGAGAAAGACAUAUUAAGGGACAGAGGAAGACUUUAUUAUGAAAAAUUAGUGAACAGUGAGUGGCAAGGGGCUGCCGAGAUUAUGGAAAUACAAGGAGAAGAUCACGUCUUUCAUAUCAUUAGUCCCGACUGCGAGAAUGCAAAGAGCUUGUUCAAGGGACUGGCUUCUUUCAUCAACCACACAUAG
Dovyalis caffra is the source of this 960-nucleotide messenger RNA. Lineage: Eukaryota; Viridiplantae; Streptophyta; Magnoliopsida; Malpighiales; Salicaceae. The record is from the annotation of a GenBank genome assembly.